This is a messenger RNA of Gymnodraco acuticeps, 2326 nucleotides long. RefSeq names its product ubiquitin carboxyl-terminal hydrolase 2-like. The transcript has 12 exons. Gene Ontology annotation, molecular function: cysteine-type deubiquitinase activity. Gene Ontology annotation, biological process: protein deubiquitination. NCBI's taxonomy places the organism in Eukaryota, Metazoa, Chordata, Actinopteri, Perciformes, Bathydraconidae. Bases 685 to 1692 code for a protein of 335 amino acids. The record is from RefSeq and is a predicted model, not a curated record. Gene Ontology annotation, cellular component: cytoplasm.
UUUGGUGAGAUGGAUGGUUGGUUGGUUAAAUAGCUCAUGAAUAGCUAGUUGGUUUGUUGUAAGGUUAGUGAGGUGUUUCGUUAGAUGGCUAGUUAAUAGCUAAUUGGUUUGUUAGUUGGUUGGUUUGUUGGAGUAUUUUAUGACCAUAGUAUUUCUUCUUUAAGGAUCUGAGUACUUCUUCCACCACUGCAUCUUUGUAACUGUAAAUGAAGUUUGCAAUACAAAACUAAACAUAAUUUCUAUUUUCCAUUGCAAACACGUUACCUAUCCAGCUCACACAGGCGUGACACAUGUGAGUAAGAUGAUCUAAAUGUAGUUUCCAUACUGACGAGAGCAACAUUAGGCUUGCUGGUCAUGCUUGUGAUGUUUCAGAGCCUUGCUUCAGUCACCCUAACUCCACAGAUAAUGAGCACUACACUCCUCAGAUAGAAGUUACAUGCUCUCGUUGAAGCAGACAUUUGAAACUCUUCACACAAUCAAGCGAUGUGUCCUGCAGAUUCUCUGUAAAGCAUCACAGUGUGUGUGAAGUCACUGCUGUGUGAGGGUUGAGCUCACGUGGUAUUUCAUCCUGAGCGUUCGAACGGUAGCUGAUAUCCACAGCCGUGCUGCCAACAAUGUGACCGUCAGCUGAACAAGAAUCCCCAAGGCUUGGUGGGACUGAGGAACCUGGGAAACACCUGUUUCAUGAACUCCAUCCUCCAAUGUCUGAGUAACACUUCAGAGCUGAGAGACUACUGCCUGAGAAACGUCCAUCGCUCGGACCUGAACAACAACUGCACCACAAACGCUGCUUUGAUGGAAGAGUUUGCAAAGCUGACUCAGACUUUGUGGACGUCAGCGAGCAGCGAGGCCGUCAGUCCCUCGGACUUCAGGAGCCAGAUCCAGAGAUACGCUCCCAAAUUUGUGGGCUGCAAUCAGCAGGACGCCCAGGAGUUUCUGCGGUUCUUAUUGGACGGCCUCCAUAACGAAGUGAACCGAGUGACGGUUCGCUCUAAUGUGUCCGAUGAGGACUUUGACCAUCUCUCAGACGAUGAGAAAGGGAAGCGGAUGUGGAACAUGUAUUUGGAGAGAGAGGACAGCAAAGUAGUGGAUCUGUUUGUGGGUCAGCUGAAGAGCUCUGUCACCUGCAGCUCCUGUGGCUUCAGAUCUACCGUGUUCGAUCCUUUCUGGGACUUAUCCAUACCUGUUGCUCAGAAGAGCUCUGGCGAGGUGACUCUCAGAGACUGUCUGAGGCUUUUUACCAAAGAAGACGUGUUGGACGGAGAAGAGAGACCGACGUGCAACAGAUGUAAAACCAGGAGGAAAUGCACCAAAAGAUUCAGCAUCCAGAAGUUUCCUCAGAUCCUCGUGCUUCAUCUGAAGCGUUUCUCCGACUCUAACCUGCGGACCAGUAAACUCUCCACGUACGUGAACUUCCCGCUCAAAGAGCUCGACCUGCGGGAGUUUUCCUCGGACGGCGGAGAGCGUCCCGUCUACAACCUUUAUGCAGUUUCCAACCAUUCGGGGAACGCUUUGGGGGGGCACUACACCGCCUACUGUAAAAGCCCCGCGCUGGGGGAGUGGUACAACUACAACGACUGCAGGGUGAGUCCGGUGUCCUCCAGUCAGGUCCGCAGCAGUAAUGCCUACGUCCUUUUCUACGAGAUGACCUCCUCCGUGACGCACAGCAAAUACCAGACGUGUCGACUUUAGACUCUUUAACCUGCAUAAAAAACACACACACACACACUUCCUGAAGAGAGACAGCGCCCCCUGCUGGAGGGAGUCCUGCCACUACAGACAAUGGAUAUAAAACACAGAGACAUGAUGAGUAAAAACUUCACCUUCCUCUCGGUGUGUUUUCGGAGGAUUUUUCUGCACAUUUGAUCUUCAGGAUGUCAAGAUGAGCUCGUGAGUUGGAUGGACGCUUGGAAAAUAUUACCUACGUGUAAAAUUCAGCUCAAGGCACGGCUUAAAAUGCACUCCAAAAAAUCUGUUUUAACUGCUGUGCCUCGAUCUGAAUCCACACACACCAGUGGAUUUAUUUCCAUCCACUUUGACGACAUGGAACAGCUAAUUUAUUGUAUUUAACACGUAGUAACUGAGAGUGUAAACUGUAUAUUCUAUUGAGCGAAGCCUUGUGGUUUUGGACAGAUAUUAUUUUUGUACAGUAUUUAUGUACGGCGCAGGGAAUGUACCUGAUUGUGGUGGAAAGCCCAAAAAUACCAAAGCUGCUUUAGAAUAAAAAAUCAAGCAUCAACAAUAUUUGUUUUGCUUUUCCAGCAAUUAAAUAAUGUUGCUGACAUCUGAGUCUAUGAAAGAUUAAAAAUACAAUGUUAACUUACAA